GCAGGCGACCGAGGAACCCCACGGGAGCAGGGCGGACCGGAGCAUCAUGGCACACCCCAUCUCAGCCUUCCAGGCUGCCUACAUCUCCAUCGAAGUGCUCAUCGCUUUGGUGUCCGUGCCGGGCAAUAUCCUGGUCAUCUGGGCUGUGAAGAUGAACCAGGCACUGCGGGAUGCCACCUUCUGCUUCAUCGUUUCACUGGCGGUGGCCGACGUGGCCGUGGGGGCUCUGGUCAUCCCCCUGGCCAUCAUCAUCAACAUCGGACCCCAGACGGAGUUUUACACCUGCCUCAUGGUGGCCUGUCCCGUCCUCAUCCUCACGGAGAGCUCCAUCCUGGCGCUCCUGGCCAUUGCCGUGGACCGGUACCUGCGGGUGAAGAUCCCCGUCAGGUACAAGAGUGUGGUGACACCGCGGCGGGCAGCUGUGGCCAUCGCCUGCUGUUGGAUAGUCUCUUUUCUGGUGGGACUUACCCCCAUGUUUGGCUGGAACAACCUCAACAAGAUGCAGAGGACUCAGGAGCUGAAUGGCAGCCGCACAGAGUUUGUCAUCACGUGCCAGUUUGAGACAGUCAUCAGCAUGGAGUACAUGGUGUACUUCAACUUCUUCGUCUGGGUCCUGCCUCCCCUGCUGCUGAUGUUGCUCAUCUACCUGGAGGUCUUCAACCUCAUCCGCAAGCAGCUCAACAAGAAGGUGUCCUCCAGCUCCAACGACCCCCAGAAGUACUACGGGAAGGAGCUGAAGAUCGCCAAGUCCUUGGCGCUGGUUCUCUUCCUGUUUGCGCUCAGCUGGCUGCCUCUGCACGUCCUCAACUGCAUCACCCUGUUCUGCCCGUCCUGCCAGACCCCGCACAUCCUCACCUACAUCGCCAUCUUCCUCACCCACGGCAACUCGGCCAUGAACCCCAUCGUCUACGCCUUCCGCAUCAAGAAGUUCCGGACAGCCUUCCUGCAGAUCUGGAACCAGUACUUCUGCUGCAAAACCAACAAAAACGCCACCAGCACCACCAUGGCUGAGACAGGCAACUAGGAACUGGGAGAGGGCAGAGGGGGGACCUCUGUGCCCACCCAAUCCUCACCCGGACGUUGUUCCUGCUGUCUCAGGAGGAGGCAGCAAGGACCCAAUGGGUUCUGAGUUCAGCAGCUCCCUGCAGUCCCCACAGCCAUCCCGGGGGGUUAUUUAUUCAAAAGCAUUGUACUGUUUGGAUAUCGUAGCCUGCAGUGUUCCUUUCUGGUUUAGGAAUUUUUCUCCCUGUUUGUUUUUGUUUUUCAUUUUUUUAAGCAUUGCCAAGUAUUUAAGGAAAAAUUGUACAGACAAACGCGCAGUUUAUCUUCAUGCAAAUAAAGCCUAGUGAUCCAAACCA
Messenger RNA from Pseudopodoces humilis (Tibetan ground-tit), 1358 nucleotides. RefSeq names its product adenosine receptor A1. Gene Ontology annotation, cellular component: synapse; dendrite; plasma membrane. Gene Ontology annotation, molecular function: G protein-coupled adenosine receptor activity. The record is from RefSeq and is a predicted model, not a curated record. Gene Ontology annotation, biological process: G protein-coupled adenosine receptor signaling pathway. Lineage: Eukaryota; Metazoa; Chordata; Aves; Passeriformes; Paridae.